AUGGCUCUGGUCAACGGGACGGCGAAGGAAGUGCGAGUCAGUCUCCUCGGGAAAGAGAGCAUCAUCAUCAAUUUCGGGUUGUGGCGCAACUAUGUUGCCCCCGACCUGCUGUCGAACUUGGAGUCAUCCACAUAUGUCUUGAUUACUGACACCAAUCUGGGUUCGCUCUACACCGACUCUUUUCGAGAAGCCUUUGAGGCUGCAUCGCAACAAAAGGCGAAAUCGGCACGCUUGUUGAUCCAUCAGAUCCCACCUGGGGAGAGUUCGAAAUCUCGACAAACAAAGGACGACAUCGAAGAUUGGCUGCUCAGCCAGAGCCCGCCAUGUGGUCGAGACACGGUCAUCAUUGCGCUAGGAGGUGGCGUUGUGGGGGAUCUGACUGGCUUCGUGGCCGCCACCUACAUGCGCGGCGUGAGAUUUGUGCAAGUCCCAACAACAUUACUCGCAAUGGUAGACUCGUCCAUCGGCGGGAAAACAGCCAUCGACACACCUCUCGGCAAAAACCUUGUCGGAGCUAUAUGGCAGCCACAGAGAAUAUACAUUGAUCUCGACUUUCUCGGGACUCUGCCUCGACGGGAAUUGAUCAACGGGAUGGCCGAGGUCAUCAAGACUGCGGCUAUAUCGGACGAAGAGGAAUUCAUCGAGCUGGAACGCCAUGCGGAGCGAAUCAUGGCCGCUGUAAAUGCCGAUAUCAGCAAAGGUGCUGCUAGAUUCAAGGAUGUCGAGGCAAUUUUGAUCAGGAUUAUUUCUGCCUCGGCCAAGUUCAAGGCCCACGUCGUGACCAUCGACGAGAGAGAAACGGGCCUGCGAAAUUUGUUGAAUUUUGGGCACUCGAUCGGCCACGCCAUCGAAGCUUUCCUGACUCCUCAGGUACUACAUGGUGAAUGCGUUGCGAUUGGCAUGAUCAAGGAGGCUGAGCUCGCGCGAUACUUGGGCAUCCUUAGUGGAGUUGCAGUCGGCCGUCUGCAAAAGUGUCUGACAACAUACGGUUUACCAACUCGACUCGACGACGAAAAAGUGCGCAAACUCUCCGGAGGGAAGGUCUGUACGGUCGACGGUAUGCUGAAGAAGAUGGGCGUCGACAAGAAGAACGAUGGUGCUAAGAAGAAGGUGGUGCUUCUCUCAGCGAUUGGUCGCACUUACGAACAGAAGGCCAGCGUUGUCUCAGACUCCGACCUGCGUGUUGUGCUUUCUCCGAGUGUUCAAGUGGUCCCAGGUGUACCCAAAGGUCUGAAUGUUGUCUGCAUUCCACCUGGCUCGAAGAGCAUUUCCAACAGAGCGCUAGUCCUUGCCGCAUUGGGUCGCGGAACGUGCCGCAUCAAGAACUUGCUGACCUCGGCCGACACAGAAGUGAUGCUAGAGGCACUGACUCGGCUUGGAGCCGCUACAUUUUCCUGGGAAGAAGAUGGGGAAGUUCUUGUUGUUAAUGGGAACGGUGGUCGACUUGAGGCCACGCCACACGAGCUCUAUCUGGGCAAUGCUGGAACCGCCGCCAGAUUCUUGACAUCUGUCGCGACCUUGACCCGGCAGAGUCAUGUGGCGUCUACGGUUCUCACUGGCAAUACCCGAAUGAAACAGCGACCCAUCGGAGAUCUCGUAGAUGCGUUGAGAGAAAAUGGCGCCGGCAUCGAAUACAUGGAGAACACUGGAAGUCUACCACUCAACAUUGCAGCUUCGGCUGGUUUCAACGGAGGCGAAAUCAAGUUGGCAGCAAAGGUCUCGUCGCAAUACGUCUCGUCUCUGCUGAUGUGUGCGCCCUAUGCAAAGAAGCCUGUUACACUCAGGCUCGUCGGCGGAAAGCCUGUGUCCCAACCCUACAUUGACAUGACUAUUGCAAUGAUGGCCUCUUUCGGCGUUUCAGUGCAAAAGUCGAAAACAGAAGACCACACGUAUCAUAUCCCGCAAGCUGUUUACAAGAAUCCGGAUGAGUAUGUGGUCGAAAGCGACGCAAGUUCUGCGACUUACCCACUAGCAAUUGCGGCUAUCACAGGCACAACAUGUACGAUUCCCAACAUUGGAUCUGCGUCGCUUCAGGGCGAUUCGGCAUUCGCCACCGACGUGCUGAGGCCCAUGGGGUGUGAAGUAAACCAGACGCCUUCGUCAACCACAGUAACCGGUCCCCGGCACGGCAGGCUCACACCACUGACCAACAUCGAUAUGGAGCCGAUGACGGACGCUUUCUUGACUGCUUCUGUUUUGGCGGCUGUGGCCCAAGGCGGCAAGACCAGCACAACGCGCAUAUAUGGCAUUGCAAACCAGAGGGUGAAAGAGUGCAACCGCAUCCAAGCGAUGGAAGAUGAGUUGUCAAAGUUUGGUGUCACAUGCCGACAGUUUGAGGACGGUAUCGAAGUCGAUGGUAUCGACCGUACCAGAUUGAGACAGCCACAAGGAGGUGUCUAUUGCUACGACGAUCACCGAGUCGCCAUGAGCUUCAGUGUUCUCGCUUUAGCAGCCCCUCAGCCUACUCUCAUCCUCGACAAAGAAUGCACGGGCAAGACUUGGCCAGGGUGGUGGGACACUCUGGCACAGCAAUUCAAUGUCAAGCUUGAAGGCGUUGAAUUACAAGAAAAUGGCGAACACGUCAAAGCGAAGAUAUUAGAUAGAAGCGCUGCUUCGAUAUUCAUCAUCGGCAUGAGGGGUGCCGGCAAGACAACCUCCGGGCGCUGGGCGGCGCGAUCGCUCGGUAAGAAAUUGGUCGAUCUGGACACGGAGCUGGAGAGUCGCGAAGGGAAGUCGAUACCCGAGAUUAUUGGGCAACAUGGCUGGGAGCAUUUCCGGGAACGAGAGUUGGCCCUCCUCAAAUCCGUCAUGAAGGACAUGCCAAACGACUACGUCUUCGCCUGCGGUGGCGGGAUCGUCGAGACCCCAGAAGCGCGCAAUCUACUGAUCGAAUGGCACGAGAAGAAAGGCCAUGUGCUUUUGGUUCAACGAGACAUCAGUGAAGUCAUGGACUUUCUCCAAAUCGACAAAACAAGACCCGCCUACGUCGAAGACAUGAUGGGCGUCUGGAUACGACGGAAACCCUGGUUCGAUCAGUGCAGCAAUCUUCUCUACUACAGCCAAAGCAUCCCCAACGCGCAAAUGUCCGAAGCCGCCGAGGAUUUUGACCGGUUUUUGCAGACGGCCACUGGCAAAAUCGACGUCCUGUCCAAAUUCAAGCAGAAGUCGGAGAGUUUCUUUGUGGCUUUGACUUUCCCGGACCUGCGGCCUCAUCUGAAAAUCCUCCCUGAAGUCUGCCUUGGAUCCGAUGCAGUUGAACUGCGUGUUGAUCUGCUGAAAGAGCCCGGCUCAAACAACCCCUUCCCGUCCCCCGACUAUGUGACUUCUCAACUCUCCCUGCUCCGCGCGACCGUUCCUCUUCCCGUUGUGUUCACGAUCCGCACGGCAUCCCAAGGGGGCAAAUUCCCCGACGAAGCCUAUGAAGAGUAUCUUCAUCUGUGCAUUCUCGCUAUCCGGAUGGGCAGCGAGUUCUUGGACUUGGAAGUGGCAUCGUUCCCCGAGUCCGUCCUCUCUUUGAUCUUCAACUUCAAGAACAAGUCCAACACACGCAUCAUUGCCUCUCAUCAUGACCCGCAGGGAACAUUAUCAUGGUCGAAGCCGGGCUCCUGGAUCCAAAUUUACAACAAGUGCCUCCAAUAUGGCGACAUCGUGAAACUAAUUGGCAUCGCCGAUAACCUAGAUGAUAACUUUGCGCUCCGACGCUUCAAACAGUGGUCGAAAACCCAACAUCCAGACUUGCCUCUGAUCGCGAUCAACAUGGGCCGGACAGGACAGAUAUCGCGGAUAUUGAACGGAUUCAUGACCCCAGUCUCUCAUCCAGCCCUCCCAUUCAAAGCGGCACCGGGCCAACUCUCAGCGUGCGAAAUUCGGCAAGGACUGACCCUGAUGGGCGAGAUUGUGCCCAAGGAAUUCUACCUCUUCGGAUCGCCCAUCAGCGCGAGCAAAUCGCCCGCAUUACAUAAUACAUUGUUCAAGGAGACGGGGCUGCCGCACAAUUACUCGUUGCGCGAGACGACGGACCUGGCGGUGAUCAAGGAGAAGAUCCGCGCCGAUGACUUUGGCGGAGCGAGCGUAACAAUUCCGCUUAAGUUAGACGUCAUGCCUCUUCUGGACGACGUGGACGCCUCUGCUCGUCUCAUCGGCGCCGUCAACACCAUUGUCCCCAUCUACGACGCCCAGACGGGCAAGAACACACAGCUGGUCGGCUACAACACAGACUAUCUGGGCAUGAUGGACUGCCUGCGUGCGGCGGGUGCAUCUGCGGCAUUGGGCGAAGGCGAGCAGUCCGGCCUGGUCGUCGGGGGCGGCGGCACGGCACGCGCAGCCAUCCACACGCUGCACACGAUGGGCUACAAGCCGAUCUACUUGAUGGGGAGAAACCAGGGCAAGAUGGCGGAGCUGGCCGAGACGUUUCCCUCGGCCUACGACAUCGUGUUACUGGACGCUGGCGAAAAGUCCGCAACGCUGGAGCAAAAGAUGCCGACCGUACCCGUCGUGGCCAUCGCCACCAUCCCCGCCGACAAGCCCAUCGACCCAGCCCUGGCGGCGUCUCUGCAAUCCAUCUUCGCCCGCUCCGCGCAGCUCGCGACCUCGACCGCUCCACAUGGCCAGGGCACCCCGGCGCCGACGCGCACGCUGCUGGAACUCGCGUACAAGCCCGCGCACACGGCCGUCAUGCAGAUGGCCGAGCAGGUUGGCGGGUGGAAGACGGUGCAGGGACUCGAGACGCUGGUCACGCAGGGCAUGUGGCAGUUUGAGCUGUGGACGGAGAUUCGAGUAAGAGGGGUGGGCACGAGUAAAUGUCGGGAUAUCGUCCUCGGGUCCGGCUCAAGCGCCUUGGGAACCCACUGA
Molecule: messenger RNA, 4851 nt
Organism: Fonsecaea multimorphosa CBS 102226
Lineage: Eukaryota; Fungi; Ascomycota; Eurotiomycetes; Chaetothyriales; Herpotrichiellaceae
Exons: 2
Coding region: 1-4851 (1616 amino acids)
Biological process (GO): chorismate biosynthetic process; aromatic amino acid biosynthetic process
Cellular component (GO): cytoplasm
Molecular function (GO): shikimate 3-dehydrogenase (NADP+) activity; 3-dehydroquinate dehydratase activity; 3-phosphoshikimate 1-carboxyvinyltransferase activity
Source: RefSeq, a predicted model, not a curated record